AUGAAUAACCAAAGACGAACCAAUCCCCACCCAGUGACCAUCAAAAUUUUUCAGGCAAACGUGGACAAGGGAAAGGAAGCCCACAGCGCCGCCCUCCAGCUUGCGUUUCUGGAGGGCUAUAACGUGGUAAUCAUACAAGAACCAAACACGUCCUACAACAAGCAGAAAAAGCUCUGCCGUACUCAGUAUCACCCUGGCUUUCUUUGCUUUAGUCCGGUCGACUCUUGGCACAACAACGACACACGCCCACGCGUGAUGACAUACGUCAAAAUCGAUCGCAAGAUCCAAGCUGAACAGAUCACACCAGCAAAACACCGGGACCUUCUGUGGGUUAGAGUGAACGGAAUCACUAUCCUCAACCUCUACAACAGGCCGGAGGUGGAGAGCACACUGCAAGUCCUAGAAGAAUGGACUCCACCAGAGAACUGCGUAGUCGCCGGCGAUGUGAACGCCUUCCACACCACCUGGCAGGCAGACCGACCAGCCACGCAAGAUGGGAACCGCAUCCACGAAUGGACGGAUAGACACGACCUGCAUCUGUUGAAUGAGCCUGACGAGGCAACAACCAUGGCCAAGCGUAAGUCAAGAAGCAGCACAAUCGACCUGGUCUUCUCAAACAUGCCUGAGGCGUCCGCCACGGUGGAAGUCCACCUCACGACAGGAUCCCUCCACUACACCAUUGGAAUCGAGAUCCCAAACCGGGAACCAGCCCAGACCACACCAGGAAAAGUCAGAGUAACCACGCCAGACGAGAUCAAGGCUUUUGGAGACCAUGUAGGCAAGGCGGUGAAGUCACUACCUACCGACAUAAACUCGGAAGCUCAGAUCGAGGACAUGGCCAGACGGCUCCAAGAGAUCCUCCAGAACUCUGCCAGGGCAUGUGGUAGGGUAAGCCGCGGUCGCCGCGCACGAAGCUGUCCAUGGUGGAACCAAGAGUGCAAGGACGCACACGACGACCUUCGUAUUACACGACGCAUCUACGAGAACCAAAGAGGAGAGGAAGUGCAACGGGCCAGGGUCAGGUUCUGCCGCGUCCUAAGACGCACAAGGCAGAAAUUCUGGCGCAAUACUAUCAACGAAGUAACUACGGCGGAAGGCGUAUACAAACUCACCAGAUGGAUGAAACCGAGACAACGACUUCAACCCCCGCCGAUCCAAGUGGGCGACAUGACUUACUCUACCGACGCGGAGAAGGCCAUGGCGCUACGGAAAGAGAAACUGGAACGCCGCGACGCGUCAGACGACAUCGCCGAUGGAUGGCAACCAGCUGCCAGCCCUACCAAGGAGAUCCCAUUUGCGAGAACGAUCCCGAUCAAAGAGGUCGAGAAGGCUGUCCUACACACCGGAAACACAACACCCGGCUCGGACGGAAUCACAACCAGGAUGCUACAGGCAGCCUGGCCACAUAUCGGCCGACCAGUCACGACACUGUACAAUGCCUGCCUACGGCUCGGUCAUCACCCUAGCGUCUUCAAGACUGCGGAGGUUGUCAUGAUCCCGAAGCUCAACAAGCGGAACCUCAGUGAGGUGUCCACAUGGCGACCGAUAUCACUCCUCUCCUGCCUUAGCAAAGGAUUAGAACGGGUGAUUGCAAGGAGAAUGGCAUACGCCGCCAUCAAAUAUGGCAUCCUUCACCCAAACCAGGCUGGAGCGCUGCCGAAGCGGUCCGCCAUAGACAUUGUGGUUUCCCUGAUCUAUGAUAUAGAGAAAGCACUGGCAGCCGGCCAGGUGGCAACUCUAGUCACGGAAGAUGUCAUGGGCGCUUUCGAUGCAAUCCUCCGCAACCGCAUGAUUCUUCGCCUACGACAACAGGGAUGGCCGGACUUCCUGAUCCGCUGGAUAGCGAGUUUCUUGCUAGACAGACUAGCCAGUGUGCGAUAUCAAGACACGACCACACCCAGCGCGAGACUACGGUGCGGCCUUCCUCAAGGCUCCCCCAUCUCCCCGAUACUCUAUAUUUUGAUCACAGCGGCAAUCUAUUACCUCUCGGGCGCGGCCCAGAGAUACGGAUAUGCAGACGACACGGCGAUGCUCUUCAUCGGAGACUCGUUGGAGGACACAGCGAGGCAAGCAAACGAAGCAAUCGCGGCCAUGGAAUCCUGGGGAAGAGGCGAGGCAAUUCACUUUGACCCGAAAAAGACAGAAGUCAUGCACUUCUCUAGACGCAAAGCAGACCACAACCAAUCUCCCGUUAUCUACCACGGCGACAAGGAGAUACGGGCAGCGGCAUCCAUGCGGUGGCUCGGCAUCUGGCUUGACAAGAAACUCACUUUCAACCACCACGUUGAUGAGUGGACGCAGAAGGCUCGCAGGGUGAUAAACCACCUCCGAGUUAUGAAUAAUACGGUGCGAGGCAUGUCAGCAGCAGCGGCCCGUCGAGCAGCAUGGGCUGUGGCUAUGCCAACUCUAUUCCAUGGAUUAGAUGCUUGGCUGCCUGGCGUGGAUACAGGCAACUCACGCUUUAAAAGAAACCACAUCUCGAAGACAAACCUCAGCAAAAUACAACGCGUACUAAAUCUCGCCUGUAAGAUGAUCCUACCUAUGUGGAAGACGACACCGCUAGAAUUUCUCUGGAAAGAAGCGGGCAUCCCGCCCGCGAACGUCCUACUUCGACAUAUCCAGGAACGCGUAGCGGUCCGCUACGCUACACUGGAUAAAGCACACCCAAUCAGCAAACGGCUGCGGCAGUCGCAGAGAGAAAUCGAGCUGAAUGAGAAACCACUCAUCGCGGAACGAAUGGCGCUGCGGCAUUCGAGGCUCCUACGGACUUCAUCCCGCACUCCUAAGAUCGAGCGACCAAGACUCAUCCCACAGAGAUUCUCUGACAACGUACAAGUAGAAGGGCCAGGAGAAAGGCUCACCAAAGAGAAGGCCGUAACAGAAUUCGAGCAGUGGCUCGCCUGUCGACCCGCGGGCUAUAUAGUCUUCAGCGACGGCUCCAAAACAGACACUGACACGGCCGGAUACGGCUUCGCCGUAUUCUACCAUGGACAACUUCUGGAUUGGGGUUCCGGACAGCUGGGACGACGAGAAGUAUUCGACGCCGAAGUACACGGCGCGCUUGCUGGACUGAAAGCGGCCAUGCAACAGAACAGCCGCCUCGAGCCGAUCACAGUCUGCAUGGACAACACGUCCGUGAUCGACUGCAUCGGAGCGACAGCGGCAGACUCUUCGCAAGCCUACUUCCGAGAAUUCCAAAAGAUCGGGGACAAACACCCAUAUCUGAUCUCAGUCAAAUGGUGCUUCGCGGCAUGGGCGUCAGUGGAGAUGGCUGAGACAGGCCAGCAAACUCAGAGAACGACGUCAAUUCACAAGUACGCCGCUGCCAUGGAAGCGAGCGCAGAAAAAGAGCGCUGCACGACGAAUGAGAUAUUCUAUGCUCCCUGCCCUUUUAAAGUCACCCGGAUUAUGGCAGUUGAUGAACGCCUGCAGCGACGCGACAGUGCUAAGCGAGGCCAACAUGAGGGCCUUUUGCAAGAUUCCCCGUUCAAACCGCAGGGCGCAUUCAAAACACGCCGAUCUAUGAGUGUCCUGUACUCCAUAGAGCCUCAAGAUGCAUGGUUUGACCUAUCGCGCUACAGAAGUUUCGUUCUUAAUGAUGCAAAGCACGUUGUCGGUGAUUUCGUGCACGUCGAUAAUGGUUCUCCCGAUAACUGGGUUGCAAAAAUUCUUGAGAUCCGUGCCUCCGAUGAGCGUCAUGUUUACGCGCGAGUGUACUGGAUGUAUUCUCCUCAUGACCUACCCGCCAAAGCUGGCCGCAACCGUGGACAUGCCGUAGAGCAUUCACAGUUUUAUGGCCGCGACGAGAUGAUUGCAAGCAACCACAUGGAUAUCAUCAGCGUUUUGAGCAUCAUUCGCGGUGCAGUGGUGCAGCAAACGUACGGUGAACAUGAUGACGCCAAGUCGCUCUGUCUAUAUUGGAGACAAGCGUUAGACUACCCAACUCAAGAGUUAUCGUCGAUCAAUGCAAUCCAUGAACACAUUAAUCAAGCCCAUGAAUCGGCUCCUUCUGGGAAAGUUGUACGCGAUGAGCCGCCAUCAAUACCCGAGAAACAGACCUCCCAGCAAGGCAGACUGAAGGAAGGGCAGCAAAUACCUACUGUGGCAGAUGAGGCGCAGCUCAUGCAGAUUGAUAUAAGCAACAGCGGAAGGAUCCACAGAAGACAUCGCCGUCGCUGCUGGGGACGUCGUCGCAAGAAUACCGGGAUGUAG
This is a messenger RNA of Beauveria bassiana ARSEF 2860, 4212 nucleotides long. Its product is annotated as reverse transcriptase, RNaseH. Gene Ontology annotation, molecular function: chromatin binding; nucleic acid binding; catalytic activity. The transcript has 5 exons. Bases 1 to 4212 code for a protein of 1403 amino acids. NCBI's taxonomy places the organism in Eukaryota, Fungi, Ascomycota, Sordariomycetes, Hypocreales, Cordycipitaceae. The record is from RefSeq and is a predicted model, not a curated record.